Messenger RNA from Capronia epimyces CBS 606.96, 384 nucleotides. RefSeq lists its product as uncharacterized. Lineage: Eukaryota; Fungi; Ascomycota; Eurotiomycetes; Chaetothyriales; Herpotrichiellaceae. The annotation marks the transcript as partial. The record is from RefSeq and is a predicted model, not a curated record. The transcript has a single exon.
CCAUCAACAUCAUCAUCACCUUCUUCAUCAUCGCCAAUGAUCAGCAACCCGCCGAAGCGAAUUGUUAUCAGGCGCCCAUCACCGGGACUAGACUUGAUGUUCCACAAGUGCCUAUCAGGCCGGCCAGCGCCCCCGCGCAUGUUCGCCAAACCCGUCCCACUGAAGCCAUACGGCUUUGAAAAGGGCUUUGAGAUGGUGCGGCCUUCACCCGAGAUGAAGCCGUACAGAAUGAGAGAGAGACGCCUGGUAGGAGGAAGGGCGAAGGCCGCCAAGGUCCCAAAGUUCCUCGUCGCCCCGAUCCCGAAGCUGGAGUCAUCCAUCAAAAAGAUGGAAAUACUGGAAGAAUUGAUCAAGGACAGCGCGGAGAGGAAGAGGCUCGAAAAG